UAAUCGGUGCGGAAUCCUAUGGGGGAAGGCUUGUAUUGUUCGCAUUUUCCAGGUUUUGGUUCAGGACCUUGAGAAGGAGGCUGUGGAACUAGUGAUAGCGAUGCUUUUUAGGGUAAAUGUAUGUAGGUAUUGGGGGAAAGGGAGGGAUCAAUCAAGAAGGAAUGAAAGUGGUUUAAAACUCAUUUCAGUUUUUGCUGCACGUAUAGAGUUCAACUUGAGUUACUGAUAUACAGCUUGUAAAGCUUCUCCAGUCUAAAAAUGUCUGAAAGCUAAAUUUGGAUUAACUCUUGAUGCAAACAGUAAAAUUAAAAAUGCAGUUUGUAACCUUAUUUCAUAAUUUUACUUUCAAGGCUUUUUUUUUUUUUUUUAAAGCCAUCCAGAUUUUUUAAAAUUGUAUUGCUUUUAAUUAGAGCUGAAAGAGCUCAGUUAACAUUUGCUGUUAGUGACCAGUAUGUGGAGUCUGAUUUAACUUUCCAGAAUUGACUUACUGGAUUGUAUUCACAAAUCACAAUCCUAAAUGAUGAAUGUUAAAUGAUGCACUAUGUUUUUGUUUAAAUGAAGUUUCCUAAAAAUAUUUAAUUUCAGAAUUAAGGGGAAAUCAAUGUUGCUAUCAUAAGGCAUCGUAAGAUAUGUAUUUAAAGAGCUGAAGGCAGAUUAGUUCUUAAUGAAGCAGAAAGAACAUAGACCUGGAAUUUGGAAGACCUGGCUUCUAGCUGCUACCGACCAACUCUAUGACUCUGGGGAAGUGGGCCUCAGUUCUUUUUUCUAUAACAUGAGGAGAUUGGACUGUUUGAGUUCAGAACUCAGAGAGUUGGAAGGGAUCCUAAAGCCCUCUAAGAAAAAGUUUGGGAAUGUUCUCCAUUGCUGUCACUUUUCCUCCAAAAAUAACCUGGCUUGGAAGUUGUUGGUCCAGAGGGAACUUGACUCCCCAUAGAAAUUGGAGAAAAGGCAAUGCAAGUAGAGAGGAACAGCUGUAUUUCUGCUUGAGUAGUAAACCCACUCCCAGAUUCUGGUACAAGUUUUGGAGACAUAAAGAGAAUGAGUAUAUGUACCUUAAAUGUGCCAGUUUCCUCGCUCUCUCCUGGCAGAAGAUGCAGCACUUUGACCGGUACUGGGAUUCUGGGAUGUGUUCCUACUAAUUCUAAUACUGAUGAAGAAGAUGUGGUAGAGGCAAAGAUGGUGGCUGAAGGAGUAGAUAAAGAAGCAAAAUUGCCUGCUAGAAAGAAAAGAAAGAAGGGUUUGCGAAUUAAAGGAAAAAGGCGCCGAAAAAAAUUGCUCCUUGCCAAAAAGUUCAGUAAGGAUUUGGUAGCUGGGAGGCCCAUUGCAGAUGCCCCUGCUUUGUUAGCUUCCAGUGCCACUGAGCAGGAUGAAGAAAAUCUUUUUGAGAGUAAUAUAGAAAAACAGAUCUACCUACCUAGUACCAGAGCCAAGACUUCCAUUGUGUGGCACUUCUUUCACGUUGACCCCCAGUACACCUGGCGAGCAAUUUGUAAUCUCUGUGAAAAAAGCGUCAGCAGAGGUAAACCUGGCAGCCAUCUUGGUACGUCUACUCUUCAGCGACAUUUGCAGGCAAGGCAUUCACCUCACUGGACCAGGGCCAACAAGUUUGGAGUCACUAGUGGGGAGGAGGAUUUUACCUUGGAUGUGCCUUUAUCUCCCUCUUCUCCUGGAAGCAAUGGAAGUUUUGAAUAUAUCCCUACUGAUCCUUUAGAUGGUAAUAGAAUGGGCAAGAAACUACAUAAAUCAGCAUCUUAUGCCCUGAGGGCAGAAAGAGGGAGAUUUCUCAUCAAAAGUAACAUUGUCAAACAUGCCUUAAUUCCUGGAACAAGAGCCAAGACAUCUGCAGUUUGGAAUUUUUUUUACACUGAUCCUCAGCACAUCUCAAGAGCUGUGUGUAAUAUAUGUAAAAGAAGUGUGAGCCGGGGUAGGCCAGGAUCCCACUUAGGAACUUCAACACUUCAACGACACCUACAGGCCACGCAUCCCAUCCAUUGGGCUGUUGCCAACAAAGAUAAUGGUGCUGUUGGAAAUGGAUUAGAUGAGGCCGAGACUGAGAGAAAUGAUGUCUUGAGCGAUCCUCUGCGUGGAGAGAAGUCUACAGGUAGCCAAGAUUUAACAGCUGAGGAUCUCAGUGACUCUGAUUCAGAUGAACCUCCUGUGUUAGAAGUUGAAAAUAGAAGAUCUGAGAGUCCCGCUCCUAUUGCAGAGCAAGACAGUGUGAUGAAUGCACAGGAAGGAGAAAGAACAUAUUGUGAAAAUUCAGUCUCAAGUCAAAUUAGUCAAGCAAUUAUUCAGAUGAUUGUAGAGGAUAUGCAUCCUUACAACUACUUCGCAACCCCAGCCUUUCAGAGAUUCAUGCAGAUUGUGGCCCCUAACUAUAGGUUGCCGUCAGAGACUUACUUUUUCACUAAGGCUGUACCUCAGUUAUAUGAUUGGGUCAGAGAAAAAAUUUUCUUAACUUUGGAGAAUGUACAAAGCCAAAAGAUCCAUCUGACUGUUGACAUAUGGACCAAUGACCCAUUCACCAACUAUUUCAUUGUGACUGUACACUGGGUCUCUUUGGAAACUGUACCUUCUAAUAAUGGCAGGAUCCCAAAUUUUAGAAAAUGGGCAGUGCUUUGUGUAACAGGUUUGGCCAAAGACUGUUUGAUAACCAACAUUUUACAAGAAUUAAACGACCAGAUUGGUCUGUGGCUUUCUCCAAAUUUUCUUAUCCCUAGCUUCAUUGUUUCUGACAAUUCCUCUAGCGUGGUACAUGCAAUCAAAGAUGGCGGUUUUACCCAUGUGCCAUGCUUUCUGCAUUGUUUAAAUAUAGUCAUUCAAGACUUUUUCUGUGAGCACAAAAGCAUUGAGAAUAUGUUAGUGGCUGCUAGAAAAACCUGUCAUCAUUUUAGUCAUUCGGUCAAGGCUCGUCAGAUACUGCAAGAGUUCCAAAAUGAUCGCCAACUUCCAUGGAAGAAUUUGAAGCAGGAUGAAACUGGCCAUUGGAUUUCUACAUUUUAUAUGUUAAGAUGGCUCUUAGAGCAUUGCUACUCAGUUCACCAUAGUCUUGGCAGAGCCAGUGGAGUUGUGCUCACGUCCCUUCAGUGGACUCUAAUGACUCACGUUUGUGAUAUUCUUAAGCCAUUUGAGGAGACCACCCAGAAAGUGAGUGUGAAAACCACAGGAUUGAAUCAGGUGCUACCCCUAAUACGUCAUCUACUCCUUUCCCUGCAGAAACUUAGAGAAGAUUUUCAAGUCAGAGGUAUUACUCAGGCCCUCAAUCUGGUGGACAGUUUAUCUCUGAAACUUGAAACUGACAGCCUUCUAAGUGCCAUGCUCAAAUCCAAGCCCUGUAUCUUGGCUACUUUGUUAGAUCCUUGCUUUAAAAACAGUUUGGAAGACUUUUUUCCUCAAGGUGCUGAUUUAGAAACUUAUAAGCAGAUUCUUGCAGAAGAGGUUUGUAAUUAUAUGGAAUCUUCACCAGAGGUCUGCCGUGUUGCAACUUCAGAAGCUGCUGGUCCCUCAGCUACAGGAGGAGCUGAUUCAUUUACCUCAUCUAUAAAAGAAGGCACCUCCAGUUCAGGCCCCAUUGAUAGCUCAGCUGCAGAUAAUAUUGCCAUUGGAAGCAAAAGCUUCAUGUUUCCUUCUGCUAUAGCAGUAGUGGAUGAAUACUUCAAAGAGAAGUAUUCAGAAAUCUCAGGAGGUGAUGACCCUUUGAUUUACUGGCAGAGGAAGGUGAGCAUAUGGCCAGCUUUGACCCAAGUUGCCAUUCAGUAUCUAAGCUGCCCCAUGUGUAGUUGGCAGUCUGAGUGUAUCUUUACUACAAAUAGCCACUUUCAUCCAAAGCAGAUCAUGAGCCUGGACUUUGACAAUAUAGAACAGCUGAUGUUCUUGAAAAUGAACUUGAAAAAUGUUAACUAUGAUUAUUCUACGUUGGUUCUGAGUUGGGAUCCUGAGAAUGAAGUUGUUCAAAGCAGUGAAAAAGAAAUAUUAUCUUGAUUUCUUUUUCCUUUCUCCAUUUAAAAUGAGCAACUUUUUGCUAUAUUACUGUAUCCUAAUUGCUAUAAUUGUUACAUGUAGUCCUACUAAUUACUUAAUCUAUAAAAACAAAUCUGGGGAAACAUUAAAAAAGGCAGAAAAUUCCUCAGAGGCAAUAUAAUUUUGCUAAAAUGAAGAUUACAGAUUUCACAGUAGUAAUUUGAUGUAGCAAGCACUUGAAAUUUUGUUUCUAUCAAUUGAGAGAGAAGAAAUUUUUUUUUUAACUGAAAAAAAAAAAAAUAGUGCAGCAUUGAAAGGCUUUAGGCUAUUUCUGGCUGGUAGAUUUAACUAGUAAUUGGUUUUAAGUAAAACUUUUCCCCAGUAUGGGAAGUGUGAUUUCUCUAAACUAAUGGAAUGAGAAUAAAGCAUACUAAGGUGGUCUUCCUUACCCUCGCCCCCAUUUUUUUUAUUUCUUUAAAAACCCUGAUGCUUACCUACAACUUGGCAAAAACAAAACCCAUAAAAUUGUUUUAUAUUUGGAAAUUUCUAAAUGCCUCCUCAUACUGGUCAGCUUUAUAAUUUCAACUUACUGUGAUAGAGUUUACCCAUUAUAUUUAGGAUUGGAGCUGUAUGAAAUUUGGGAAUUUUAGAAAAUAAUUAAGCAAUUUACUUUUAUUCUUCGAAUUGCUUUUUUUUAACCUUUAUGUAAUAGUGUAAAAACAAUAAAAUUGUAUAGGUACAGCUGCAUAAUUUAAGGGUAAAUGACAUAGUAAAAAGGUUAUGAAAGAUGGAAAAGAUUGAAUGGGAAUUGGAAUGAAAGCCCCAUGACUGUACUUUGACGAACCCGGUAUGCAUUUCCCAGAGAAUAUUUCCCUAAUUUCAAAUGAUUUAAAGUGUCUUUUCUUUCUCUUUUCUUUUUUUUUUAAUAUACUGAGUGACCCAUAAUACUGUAUUCUUAACUAUCUAUGAGAGUGUUUUGGCCACUGUAUUCUUAACUAAAAAUAAGCAGUCAAUAUUUUCAUGUGUUAGGAGUCAUUGUCUCACUGGUAAAAGAAGGAAAUUGAUCUCAAUGACCUUUAAGGUCUCUUUCCACUCUGUUUCAGUGAGUGAGUGAGAAGCCAGAAAGUGAUGACCUUUUAGUAAAAGUCUAUUAGAAGUUUCAGACUGAAUAACUAAUGUAAGAUCCCAAUUUUUCCUUUUUUUCAUUUUAGAUUUGGGGAUAUUCCCUGCCCAAAAAAUUCCUGGAAAAUUGACUAGUAUUAAGUGUGAGUAAAAGGUGUCCACUUUUUUUUAAGUUUUGAUUUUAGUUUUGUCUUGGAUAGUAUUUGGCAAGAUUUAGCCUAGAAAUUAUGUAGUAUUUAUUACAUGAGAAUCAAAAUUGCUUUGUUACUGGGCUGGUUUCAAAAUUUAGAACUCAUUUCUGUGUAUCAAAAUAGGUUUUUUUUUUUUGUUUUUUUUUUUUUAAUUUUAAAAUGGUAAACGUACCAUUGUAAAGUGAAAUUUCAGCUCCUUUGCUAAUUGGAGUAAAUGGAUGAUUACAACGUUGUAGCCAUUAGCAAUAAAAAGUUUGGAACUAGGCUGCAUAAGCAAGCCUUUGUAGGGCCAAUGUUGAAUGUCAUGUCAGUGACAUUGGUGUUCAUAUAAAAGAAGACAAAAUAUUCCCUUAGAUAAAAAUUUUCUGUGUUUGACAGUGCCAGUUCAGGAUGGCUAUAAUGCUGCUCUGCCUUUUACAACUUGCUGCACCGCUCUGUAGUUACUCUGUAACUGUACGUUUCUAUCUUUUUUGGUUAAACACUCCCUGAGAAUGAUGAUGAUAUACAUACAUCCGUAUUAUACACAUUCACAUGUGUGUAAGGAUUUCCCUUCAUCUUUGUUUUAUGGGCUGGGCAAAUUUAGUGUAACAUUAAUUUUGUGAUACUUUGAUAUAAGAGUAAGUUCACUAUUUUUAUAAUGAACUCAAAUCUAAAGUCUUUUAUAGUGUAUUUUAAAAGGGAAAACUUACCUAAAUGUUUUAUUUCUACACGUGUAUGUAUAUGUGUGUGUGUGUGUGUGUGUGUGUAUAAGCCAGUUAGUAUCUAUGUACAUUUAUAUACAUAAAACACUUUAUAUUUUUACAUAUAAGUAUGCUUUUAUUAUACAGAUAAUAAAGAUGGGGGAAGGUUUCUGUUUUUUUCUUAAUAGGUGAAGAAAUCUUGAAGACCAGAAAUUGGAUCUUAUUGAAUUUUGGUGUUUUUUUUAACUUUUUCUUUUAUUCUUUUCUUUUUAAAUUACAUUGUU
Trichechus manatus latirostris (Florida manatee) is the source of this 6237-nucleotide messenger RNA. RefSeq names its product zinc finger BED-type containing 6 (gene ZBED6). The record is from RefSeq and is a predicted model, not a curated record. Lineage: Eukaryota; Metazoa; Chordata; Mammalia; Sirenia; Trichechidae. Gene Ontology annotation, biological process: regulation of transcription by RNA polymerase II. The coding region runs from base 1039 to 3981 and encodes 980 amino acids. Gene Ontology annotation, molecular function: DNA binding; protein dimerization activity. The transcript has a single exon. Gene Ontology annotation, cellular component: nucleus.